Molecule: messenger RNA, 957 nt
Organism: Cordyceps militaris CM01
Lineage: Eukaryota; Fungi; Ascomycota; Sordariomycetes; Hypocreales; Cordycipitaceae
Product: tetratricopeptide repeat protein 1 (TTC1), putative
Exons: 3
Coding region: 1-957 (318 amino acids)
Molecular function (GO): protein binding
Source: RefSeq, a predicted model, not a curated record
AUGUCCGAGGGCAUCACAUUACACCUGCAUCUCACCAGCUGGAGAAUCGAAUUUGUCCAAGUGGGCUCUGUAGCUGUUUCACUGUCUAGCCCGUCGGCACCGCCAGAGGCUGGUCUGAAGCAGACCGACGAGUCGACACAAGCUAGCACGACACGGUUCUCUGCUGAAGAAGAACAGGCACUUUUGGACGAGUCAGCACAGAAAAAGACCAAAGCCAACGAGUUGUUCAAUGCUGGCGAGUGCGAUGCCGCCCUCGUCCAGUACCAAGAGGCGCUGGAGUCAUGUCCCGACUACAGACACUUUGAGCGAGCCGUCAUCCACAGCAACGUCUCGGCCUGCCAGCUGAAGCUUGAAGAGUGGGUGGCGGCCAUCAAGGCGGCCUCGGCCUCGCUCGAUGCCCUCGUGGCGAUGGAGCGCGAACUCGGGCUGAUUCCCGAGGCCAAGCCGGAGCCCGCCGCCGGCAAGAGCAGGGAAAAGGGCGCGGAUGCCAAGGUCAAUGAGGGCGAAAACGCAAACCACCCCUCAGACGGGAAAGCGGAGGAGGGCGAACCAACCGGCGCGGAGCCUCCGCCAUUCAUACCCGCUCACGUUCCCGAGGCGACCAAGAAGGACAUCCAACGCAUACGCAUCAAGGCGCUCCUGCGGCGCGGCCGUGCGCGGGCCGAGGCCGGCGGCUGGUCCAACCUGUCCGCCGCAGAGGAGGACUACAAGGCGCUCUCCGUGACGCCCGGCCUCGCGCCGGCCGACGCCCAGACGGUGCGCCGGCAGCGCCUCGCGCUGCCGCCCAGGACCAAGGCGGCCCAGGAGCAGGAGAUGACGGAGAUGUGGGGGAAGCUGCGCACGCUGGGGGAUGGCAUCCUGAAGCCGUUUGGCCUGAGCACGAAUAAUUUCCAAAUGGUCAAGGAUGGGGCGACGGGUGGCUACAGUAUGAACUUUCAAGGCAAUAAGGAAUCAUGA